Molecule: messenger RNA, 3628 nt
Organism: Acanthopagrus latus (yellowfin seabream)
Lineage: Eukaryota; Metazoa; Chordata; Actinopteri; Spariformes; Sparidae
Gene: dqx1
Product: DEAQ box RNA-dependent ATPase 1
Exons: 12
Coding region: 378-2837 (819 amino acids)
Cellular component (GO): spliceosomal complex; intracellular anatomical structure
Molecular function (GO): RNA binding
Source: RefSeq, a predicted model, not a curated record
UUCCGAGGAGCCCUGAAUGUAGCACGCGGUUUGACAGCUAGACAGCCAAACAUGGCGACUGCUAGCUAAAGCAGCCAGUCACCACCUUCGUCUUUUAUUGCCAUUGUCAGCGCACAGCAAACAGCCAGAGCCGGUAAAUGUUCACGGACGGAGACUGUGAAUGACUGUCCACCUUUGAGGCCUUUGCUCUUUUUAUUCCGUCGUUAUCCGGUAUGUGAAGGCGCUUUGUGAGCCACGCUAGACGGCGGACAACAGCGGAGUGAGGGCGGACUGUUGGUGCCUGGCUUCUUCACCUGUCUGUUGAUAUGUUUCACAGGUAAUCUCAGGCCUUUCUGUGAACCAGGCCCUCACUCCUUCCUCAUCCCCGCCCCCUGCUGAUGAUGUCAUCAUCACCAGCAAAGCACUCCUCCACCUCCCUAUCCCCUGGUUCCCGGGUACCACCCACGACGGACCUUGACUCCCUGUCCCUGUCCUCCCUGUCUGGAGAUUUCGAUGAUGAUGGAGAUGGGGGAAGAGGAGGAGGGGAGGAGGAAGGGAUGGGAGACCUAGAAGUGAACCCGUAUGAUGGUUUGCCCUUCUCUUCGCGCUACUACUCCUUGCUGGAAGACAGGCAGAAGUUGCCUGUGUGGAGGCUCAGGCAGAGUCUCCUGGAGCACCUGGAGAGCCACAACAUGGUGCUGCUCAGCGCACCCAGUGGAGCUGGAAAGAGCACCCAGGUGUCACAGUGGUGUGUAGAGUAUGCUUUGUCCUAUGAGUUCUCUCAGGGCCUGGUGUGCUGCUCACAGCCCUACUCCGUGGCAGCAGUGAGUCUAGCCAUUCGUGUGGCAGAUGAGAUGGACCUCAGCCUGGGUAUGGAGGUGGGCUACAGGGUGUCUCAUGAUGACAGCUGUACACCCGACACCCUGCUCAGGUUUGUCGGUGACACUCUCUUGCUGGAGGAGAUGAUGUCAGACCCUCUGCUGCAUCAGUAUGGUGUUGUGGUGUUGGACGAGCUCCAAGAGCGUACCGUGCCCACCGAUGUGAUGUUGGGACUGCUGUGUGACGUCUGCCGGCAGAGGCCAGAUAAUUUCCGAGUGGUUCUCCUCACUCACCCGACGCUGGCACCUCGCCUCUCCGCCUUCCUGGGACCAUCAGUCCCUCACCUCUCUCUGGACAGCCUGCUCUCUGACCCCCCAACCAGAGACCAGGAGGAUGAACACGAGGUGGAGGAGGACAGGAAGCCUCUUGCUAUAAACAGGGUGGAGACAUUGUACCGGGAGCUCUCAUCUGGGAAGGAACCAGUGGCUGCUGCCUCUCAUAUGGUGCUGGAUCUACACAGAAGAGGAGAGGAAGGAGACAUUAUGGUGUUUCUGGCCAGUGCACAGGAGACAGAAGAGUGUGUGGCACUGCUAGAGAAGGAGUGUGUAGCUCUGAGUCCUCAACUUGGUCCUCUCAGGAUCCUCCCCCUCCAUGCUGGACUGGAUGGGCAGACCCAGCGGGUCUAUGAAUCUGAUCCCGAAGCUUCUGCACUGAGGAAGAGCGACGGCUCCGAGGGUGUAGACAGCUCGGUGCUGGGAGCCGGAGGUGCAGGGGUCAAAAGGAAGGUUAUAAUCACAGAUAGCCUUGCUGAGGCUUCCUUCUCCCUGCCAGCUGUGCGAUAUGUCAUAGACACAGGCCGUCAACUCAAAACUGUUUACAACCCACAAAUAAGAGCAAACUCACAGGUGCUGAGCACAAUCAGCAAACACCAGGCUGACAUGCGAACCCAAAGGGUGAACAGCCAUCUUCCAGGGCUUUGUCUCCGUCUUUACCCCCAGUCUCUAUAUGAGGAGGGGAUGGAGGAGGCUCAUUGUCCCGGGGUGGUGGAGGAAAACCUCAGCCACCUAGUGCUGCUGCUCAAGAGGCUCGAUAUUGCUGACAUGGGACAGUGCAAGUUCCUGGACAGACCGGCCCCUGAGGCUCUAAUGCAGGCCCUGGAGGACCUGGACUACCUUGCAGCACUGGAUGAUGAUGGGAAUCUGUCAGAGGUGGGCAUCAUAAUGUCAGAGCUGCCACUGGAGCCAUCGCUGGCUAAAGCUCUGAUUGCUGCCUGCGAGUACGACUGUGUGGAUGAGCUGCUCACCAUAGCUGCAAUGCUCACAGCUCCUUCCUGCUUUGUGACAGCAGAGGCUGGCAGAGAGGAGGCUGCUGUCACACACUGGAGACCUCUAAUGCACACAGAGGGCGAUCACAUGACUCUCAUUAAUAUUUAUAACGCCUUCAUAGAGCAUAAUCAGGAUGAGGCAUGGUGUGUAACAAACUUCCUCAGUCACGCGUCCUUACGAUUGGCUGUGGUGAUCAGGGCAGAGCUGCUGGAGGUUAUGCAGCGAAUAGAGCUUCCUGUUUCUCCUCCUGCCUUUGGAUGUCAAGACAACUGCACGAACAUCAAGCGUGCGCUCAUCUCAGGCUUCUUCCUCAAAGUGGCUCAUGACGUGGAUGGCUCAGGCAACUAUCUCCUGCUAACUCACCGUCAUGUGGCUCACUUGCACCCCUUCUCCUCCUACCUGUGCCGCCAGCCGUGCCCCGACCCGCCCAGCUGGGUCCUCUACCACGAAUUUACAAUCUCCCGUGAUAACUGCAUCCGCAUCGCUUCUGAAGUCCACCCACAGAUGCUCGUGGAGCUGGCCCCUCAGUACUACCUGGGAAACCUGCCGUCAAGUGAUGGCAAAGAGCUGCUGAUGGAACUGAGGCAGAAUCUGGAGCCCCAUUCAUCCGAACAGGACGGAGUUUCAGACGAGCACGGCAGGACUCACAGAGACACUGAGGGGAUGGGAGAGACUCACAACCAGUCCAGCACUGAGCUCUGUGUUGUCCAAUGAGAGGAGGAAGCGACGGAGCAUCUCAGGAGAAGACACUAAACACACAGCUGUCACUUUAUGUCUUGAUCUGAAAUUGUGAGUUAGUCUAUGAAAUCUCAUCUGAGGUUUUUCGAUGUGUGAUUCCAAAUGGACUUUUGCCUGAAAACGCUAAUGUACAGUAAUGUUAACGUAUCUUAUAUGCAGUGGCUUUGAAAAAUAUUCAAACCUCUUUAAUUUUCUCCCUGUUGUGCUUUGUAUUGACUUAAUUUAAAAUGUUAUUUAGAUUAUUUUCUUUAUUUAAUGAGGGAUUUCUGUGUUUCUGUUUCAAUAACUCUAAGUACAUGUAUUAUGACAUAUAUUAUGUGUACAAUGUUGGCACAAUGCCACAUCCAUUUUAAAUUGUAGCACAACAAAAAACAGGAAUAAGUGACAUGGAUAGAAUACUUGAUCAAAGUGUCAAGUUUUUGCUUAGAUUUCUAAAAGCAAUAAGCACUAUUUCAGUGAGCAUAGACUGCUAUUGGAUGACCUUUGACCUCUAUGCAGAUGCCCAGGAACAGAUGCUGUUCAGGCUCUCAGGGCUCACUGUGAUCUAUGAUGAGAUACUAUAGCAGCGAUGCACAGAGCUUCUAUUUUCAACUUUUUGAUACCGUUUGUAUGAUGCGUAGGUUUCCUGCUUUCUGCCUUCUUCUCUCCAACUUUGUAUCAAUAAUGGAAAAAUCUGUAUAAAUUGUAUUCUUAUUGUCCUAUUUGAUAGGAUAUGUCCGUCUAUACAGUACUUCAAUACUUCAAAUUAAAGUGUGAUUUUUAAUGUC